AUUUAAUCUCUUUGGUUUUACGUUGUUCUGCCAUCAAGUAAAAAAUUCAACGGGAAAAGCUGGCACUUAACCGUCGAAAAAGGACUUGUCAGCACAGCAGAGACGGGGCAUAUAGCUACCCUCACAAGAUGCCUGAUUUGAGAGGAAAGGUAGCCAUGAUUACAGGUGCCAGUUCCAGUAUCGGGAAGGGAACAGCUGUGGAAUUUGCUGGACUAGGAGCGCACCUGGCUCUGACUGGGAGGAUCCAGGAAAACCUGCAGGCCACGGCAGACGCCUGUGUUGAGGCAGGGACUCCGCGAGACAAGAUUCUGCUCGUGACAGGAGAUAUCUGUGAUGAAGCAGUGCAGAAAAACCUGGUGAAUCAAACUGUAGAGAAGUUUGGCAGGCUCGAUGUGCUGGCGAACAAUGCUGGGAUAGGCUAUCUCGCCGAUCUAGAGACAACAGUCAUGGCAGAAUAUGACAAAGUGAUGAACGUCAACUUGCGCAGUGUGGUGGCCUUGACUCAGCUGUGCGUGCCACAUCUCACAAGGACUCAGGGCGCCAUUGUGAAUGUUUCCAGUAUUUGCGGGUUGCGUUCGACCACGUAUUGUCUUGUAUACUCUAUGAGCAAGGCAGCUUUGGACCAGUUCACAAGAUGUGUGGCACUUGAGCUGGCCUCCAAGCAAAUCAGGGUCAACUCUGUCAACCCUGGUUGUGUUCCAACGGAGAUACUAAAACAUGCAGGACUCGACGAAGAGCAAGUCACCCGAUGGCAUGAGCGUGAAAAGUCUCUCCACGCCCUGGGGAGAGUAGGGGAGGUCGAAGAAGUCGCGAAGACGAUCGCGUUCCUGGCCUCGUCCGACGCCUCGUUCAUUACCGGCGCCCAGGUUCCCGUGGACGGCGGGAGGCACGCGAUGUGCCCGCGUUAAAGGGGGGUUCACACGUGCCUAUAUAUGCUAGUCCAUAUGAGAUCCUUAUGGAGUUCUUGGCCCCUACCAGGCUCCACAGGUCACUGUAAAAAUAGUAGAGUUUGGACAAAUAUAUAUACGUAACAUGCCAAAGGAGUUAGCUGGUUUGGUAUGGUUUGCGACCAAGCUAACUCGUCUGGCAUGUUAUCUUGUUUAUAUUUGUCCAAUUUCUAUUAUUUUUCCAGCAACCUGUGGAGCCUGGUGGAAGCUAAGACGUCCACACGGUCCUCAUUCGGACUUGAAUAUAUGUGAACCCACGUACGUCCGUUAUGAAUGAGACGAGGUACUUCAAUCAACCAUGAUUUUUAAGGCAAUACUCUUGCAGUAUGUGUUCUGGAUCCUGUGCUUGCAAGCAUAUUAGUUUUGGUGUCACUUAAAGGAAAGCGGCAUUACAAAUAUUUUGGGGCAUAACUAUAAACUGCAAGGUGAUGUAUCAGUGUCCACCAAAUUUCAGUCACUGUCGCCACGCCAACGCCACGCCAACGCCACGCCAACGCCACGCCAACGCCACGCCAACGCCACACCAAUCUUUUCAAUAAAGCAUAGGAAAAUGUCUAGGCUUCUGUCUUGCAACCAACUCACCCAAUAAACAUUACGACUUUCCAAUCCACCAUCUGUUUCGCUUUUAGGACCGAUCAGUGUAAACAAAAGUAAAGAUGAUUUUCGGCGUCAAGUUUCCAAUGGAGUCAGAAUGUACAGGGUUAAUAAGAAGUUCCAUUUGUACUCAGUUGGAUUGCUUAUGUUUGAAGGACUAACAAAAGACUAUGUACAGAUGGCAUUUGUGAAUCGUACAUUCUUUUAUUCAUUGAUAAUCAUUGUCAUACAGAAUACAGUAACUGUUUUGCUCUUCCUUAUCAAUGAACACUAUUAUACAGUAAUUAGAAACCAUAACAUGACUACAGCCCUAAUGUUUUGUCUAGUUCUUCUACCUAAAAAUAGUAUUCAAGCAAUUUCGUGUAAAGUAGUCAUACUGCCAUGCAAUCCACAUAUCCUAUCGACAGUUCAUCAUUUUCCUCUAACUUUCAAAAUCAUUAUGUACAGCUUUCAAGUUUGGUUCAAGUGGGUUAAAGUAAAGUAAGUAAUAUCAUUUAGUCGCUACAAUAAAGUGGAAUUAAACCUU
Messenger RNA from Branchiostoma floridae (Florida lancelet), 2067 nucleotides. RefSeq names its product 3-oxoacyl-[acyl-carrier-protein] reductase FabG-like. Lineage: Eukaryota; Metazoa; Chordata; Leptocardii; Amphioxiformes; Branchiostomatidae. Gene Ontology annotation, molecular function: oxidoreductase activity. The transcript is spliced from 9 exons. Bases 129 to 908 code for a protein of 259 amino acids. The record is from RefSeq and is a predicted model, not a curated record.